This is a messenger RNA of Paraphaeosphaeria sporulosa, 927 nucleotides long. RefSeq lists its product as uncharacterized. NCBI's taxonomy places the organism in Eukaryota, Fungi, Ascomycota, Dothideomycetes, Pleosporales, Didymosphaeriaceae. The record is from RefSeq and is a predicted model, not a curated record. The transcript has a single exon. The coding region runs from base 1 to 927 and encodes 308 amino acids.
AUGGACACGCCGGCCAUCACGCCUGAGAUUCUCGCACAGCCUGGGGAUUCACCUUCGACUGGCCCUUCUCCGCCGCAUGAGUCAGCCACGCCACAAUCACAAUCACAGUCACAACAGGCACAGGCGCAUUCCCACAUCCUCCGGCAUCAGCAAACACAGCAGCCAAAGACCCAAGGCACAACCACCAUGGACUCGACUUUCUUCUUCGGGAAGAGCCUGCGCCCACUCUCCCCGCCGGAAUCUCCCUUCGCCUUCGACGCCGCCUUCUCAGCGAAGCCGCAGCAAACUUCACCUCCCUCGUCAACGGGGGGACUGCAGACGUCUGCGCCCGCGAGCCCGCACUUCACGCUCCCCGCGCUAGUCCGACCCACAUACCUCAGCCUCGCCAAACCGCCUACCCCAAACCUAUCUACCGCCAGGACGAAGCGCGAGCGCGGCUGGGCCAAAGCCGUUGUCCCGCAGCGCACAGCAGACAAUCCGUAUUUCCCAUCCAUCGCAGAGCAGGAGCGCGCGGAAAAAUGGGUGAGGGACCAAGCGCGCUUCACACUGCCUGAGCCCAGCCCACCUGCUAUGGUGGAGCACAGUGGAGUGGUGGGUGGAGCGGACCCGUUUUCACAUGCGAAUUCCGCGUCUUCUGCUUCUGCAUCAUCGGGGGCGACAGCGUCGUCACCGGGGGAGAAGAGUGGGCCGCGGUUCAAGCUGGAUCUGGGCGACGUGAGGCGGCGGCGCGCGCUGAGAGUCUGCGCCGAAGUGCCUGCCAGCCCGGAGAGUCUUGAGAAUGGAAUUGCGGGGAGGAGGGCGAGUGAGGACGAAGAAGCGUAUAAGAAGCAGAUGGCGAAGCAUCUGGCGGAGAGGAUUAGGAGGAGGAGCGUAAGGCCUGAACCUUGGGGGAGGAGAGAUGGGGAAGAGGGACGGUUUGAGUGGUGA